AUGGCCAUCCCUGAAGAGUCUGACGAGAGGGAAGACUUUCUUUCUGGCCUUCGAAACACGGAGCCUCAGGCACCGACAGCAUCGCACUCCAGCUCAUCCAAAAACAAUCCGCAGGAGAAAGACAGACAGAAUGAGGGCGUCCGCGAUGUCGAAGACCAGUCUAACGAUGGCGACUCAGCACCCGACUACCAGGCGUUCAAACUCACUGCCACCGGCCGGCUAAUCUUCUGCGCGUUGGCGGUCCUCACCCUCAUGGUCGCCCUGGAUGGGACGAGUAUCUCUGUUGCAUUGCCGGAGAUGGCGUCUUCCCUCCACGGUACUGCGAUGCAAGCCUUCUGGAGCGGGACAUCCUUCUUGCUAUGCUCGACAGUCUUCCAGCCCACGACCGCCACCCUGUCCGACAUCUUCGGUCGCCGGCCGAUCAUCCUAAUCAGUCUGCUUUUUUUUCUUAUUGGAUCCUUAGUUGCGGGAAUCGCAAAUGACUUUACGCAGAUCCUGGUCGGACGGUGUCUACAGGGCGUCGGAGGUGGCGGUAUUGCGGUCCUUUCCGAAGUGGUCGUCACAGACCUGGUACCUCUCAGACUCAGAGGGAACUAUUAUGGAAUUCUCUCGGCCAUGUAUAGUCUGGGAAGCGUGUUAGGUCCAAUCUUGGGAGGCGGGUUCUCGGAGAACUAUACGUGGAGAUGGAUCUUUUAUAUCAAUCUUCCCUUCAUUGGUGUCUCGGCAUUCCUGAUCCUCUUCUUCUUUCGUCUCGAGAGGCCUUCCGGCUCGCUAAGGGCCAAACUCCGCAGAAUUGAUUACAUUGGCACAACGCUCUUCAUUUCGUCCCUUUCCUCGUUCCUAAUCCCACUGACCUGGGGUGGAAUAAUGUACUCCUGGACCAGCUGGCACACUCUCGCCCCACUCUGCCUAGGGGUGGCAGGACUAGCCGUCUUCACGGUGUACAGUAUCAAAGCAACAGACCCAAUGAUCCCACGCUCUGUCUUUGGGAACCGGAGCGCAGUCAUCGCUUUCAUAACAAGCGGUCUGCAAGGCCUCAUCCUCUGGGGCGCUCUAUACUACCUCCCACUGUAUUACCAAGCCGUUCGCGAAUUCGGGCCCAUACUCACGGGCGUUGCGUUGUUCCCGCAGACAUUCACUGUAGCGCCAAGCGCAAUCGUCUGCGGCGUGCUUGUCACAAUAACAGGACGGUAUCGAUGGGGGCUAUGGGUCGGCUGGGCCCUUUCGAUCCUUGGACUUGGGCUGUUAACACUGCUAGACCGACAUACCAGUACAGUGGCUUGGAUAUUCCUUAAUAUCCCCUCUGGCUUGGGGCUAGGCUUCCUCACGGCAGCAAUUGUCUGUACGGUGCAGGCUUCAGCAACAAAUAAAAACUUGACCGUGGCCGUUGCAAUGGUUGUGUUCUUUCGCGCAUUCGGGCAAGCCGUGGGGAUCGCUGUUGGCGGAGUCAUUUUUCAGAACCGCAUGCGUCACGAGCUGCUGAAGUACAGUGAAUGGAGAACCACCGCAGAGGAACUCAGUCGCGACGCGGCAGCGCUUGUAACGGUCAUUCAGGGUAUGCAUAGUGAAGAAGAAGCGAGCCGGAAGAAUGAUCUUCAGAUGGCGUACACGGAUAGUCUACGGAUCAUCUGGGCAUUCAUGGCGGGUAUUGCAGGGGUGGGCCUGAUUCUGAGUCUGUGGGUGAAGAAGUAUGAUCUCAAUCGUGCGCUGAGGACGGAGCAGGGAGUCAAAGAGAGGUAA
This is a messenger RNA of Aspergillus nidulans FGSC A4, 1740 nucleotides long. RefSeq names its product MDR family MFS transporter. The record is from RefSeq and is a predicted model, not a curated record. The coding region runs from base 1 to 1740 and encodes 579 amino acids. The transcript is spliced from 3 exons. Gene Ontology annotation, molecular function: transmembrane transporter activity. Gene Ontology annotation, cellular component: membrane. NCBI's taxonomy places the organism in Eukaryota, Fungi, Ascomycota, Eurotiomycetes, Eurotiales, Aspergillaceae. Gene Ontology annotation, biological process: transmembrane transport.